AUGGCAAGCACCCGAUAUCCCACGUCAGGCACCUCUGAUGCGCAGGCCAGUGACUCGCAGCAAACACUCAUGUCCGACUCGUGGUGCGUCUUUUCCGACUGCCCCGAGAUCAAACUCAGCUAUCCCGAUGCGUAUACACCGUUGCUCGCCGCAACCCCCAAAUCACCGCCCAUAAAGCGCCGGUACAUGGUCUCUCCCCUCAAGCCGCACACUUCUCGCUUCAUCGAGCACCUGGCCGAGUGCCCGCGCUUCACGGGACACCAUGACGAGGACUACCCAGAGGACUGCUCGGAAUGCUCGGGCUGCUCGCUAGAUGAGGACUACUCGCUAGACGAGGACAGCCUGCCGGACGAGAACCGCCCACUGCCUGCUCUACCGCCUCCUCCGCCGCCGCCUCCCCCGCCGCCUGCUCUACCGCCUACUCCGCCGCGUGCUCUGCCGCCGCCCGUGGAGCCGCGCACGCGCUCCGUCGGGUACGUCGUCGGGUACGCCGUCGGAAGCGUCGUCGGGAGCGUCGUCGGGAGCGUCGGGAGCGUCGUCGGGAUCGUCGGGGGCAUCGUCGGGGGCAUCUCCGAGGGAGUCCGCACCCUCACCAGCGACUGGCUGUGUUUCUGGCGACGGCCGCGAAACCGACUGCAGAAGAAGCCCAGCCCGUUCCGGUUCCAGCCCCAAUCCCUCAAGUUCCUUGGGUGCAACUGCCAUUUUAUUGGUGGUGGGUGUGACGGCAGGUGA
Gaeumannomyces tritici R3-111a-1 is the source of this 732-nucleotide messenger RNA. RefSeq lists its product as hypothetical. The transcript has 2 exons. The coding region runs from base 1 to 732 and encodes 243 amino acids. NCBI's taxonomy places the organism in Eukaryota, Fungi, Ascomycota, Sordariomycetes, Magnaporthales, Magnaporthaceae. The record is from RefSeq and is a predicted model, not a curated record.